Elephantulus edwardii (Cape elephant shrew) is the source of this 708-nucleotide messenger RNA. It is a transcript of the gene DNAJC4, whose product is annotated as DnaJ (Hsp40) homolog, subfamily C, member 4. The record is from RefSeq and is a predicted model, not a curated record. Bases 4 to 708 code for a protein of 234 amino acids. NCBI's taxonomy places the organism in Eukaryota, Metazoa, Chordata, Mammalia, Macroscelidea, Macroscelididae. The transcript has 6 exons.
AUCAUGUUGCCCCUGCUGCCCUUGCGUCUGUGUCGACUGUGGCCCCGCAGCCCGCCCACCCGGCUCCUCGGAGCGGCCGCCGGGCAGCGGUCUGGCCCCAGUAACUACUAUGAAUUACUAGGUGUGCAUCCCGGAGCCAGCCCUGCAGAAAUUAAACGAGCUUUCUUCACCAAGUCCAAAGAGCUGCACCCCGACCGGGACCUGGGGAACCCAGCCCUACAUAACCUCUUUGUGGAGCUGAGCGAGGCCUACCGCGUGCUCAGCCAUGAGCAGAGCCGGCGCAACUAUGACCACCAGCUCCGUUCAUGGAGCCCCCCGCAGUCCUCGGGGCCUGCAGCCUAUCGCAGUCCUUCCUACCAGGCACAUAGCUCCAAGGAACCACCCAAUGCACAGUACUGGGCCCAGUUCCAUCGUGCGACACCGCAGGGGCCUGAGGCCAGGUUGCGGCUACGCAGACACAACCAACAGGUGCUGGGAUACUGCCUCCUGUUCAUGCUGGCAGGCAUGGUCCUGCACUACGUUGCCUUCAGGAAGCUGGAGCAGAUGCACCGCAACUUCAUGGAUGAAAAGGAUCGGAUCAUCACUGCCAUCUACAACGACACGAGGGCUCGGGCCAGGGCCAACAGAACCAGACUUCAACAGGAACGAGCGCAGAGACAGCAGCCAUCCCUGGACCCUGAGAUCGCGCCCCCAGAUUCUGGUCCCUGA